Molecule: messenger RNA, 1638 nt
Organism: Elephantulus edwardii (Cape elephant shrew)
Lineage: Eukaryota; Metazoa; Chordata; Mammalia; Macroscelidea; Macroscelididae
Gene: CCDC149
Product: coiled-coil domain containing 149
Exons: 12
Coding region: 1-1638 (545 amino acids)
Source: RefSeq, a predicted model, not a curated record
AUGAGCCUCUGGGAACAGGUACCCAAGGAUUAUGGCAAUGAGGAGCUGUGGAAAGGGGCGGACGUGCUGACCGGCGGCUCUGAUCUGUUUGCUCUGCAGUACCUGGUGUGUAAGAGGAAGCUGGAGAGUAAGAAGGAAGCCCUGCUGAUCCUUUCCAAGGAGCUGGACACCUGCCAGCAGGAACGAGACCAGUACAAACUCAUGGCCAACCAGCUGAGGGAACAGCACCAGGCCCUGAAGAAGAAGUACCGGGAGCUGAUCGAUGGAGAUCCAUCUCUUCCCCCGGAGAAGAGGAAGCAGGCUAAUCUUGCACAACUCCUGAGAGAAUCUCAGGACCGGAAUAAGCAUCUGGGAGAAGAAAUUAAAGAGCUCCAGCAGCGUCUUGGAGAAGUUCAAGGUGACAACAAGCUCUUGAGGAUGACGAUUGCCAAGCAGAGGCUGGGGGACGAUGAAAUCGGCGUGCGUCACUUUGCAGCCCACGAGCGUGAAGACCUGGUUCAGCAACUGGAAAGAGCUAAGGAACAGAUCGAGUCUUUGGAGCAUGACCUGCAGGCCUCUGUGGACGAACUUCAGGAUGUCAAGGAAGAGCGCUCUUCAUACCAAGACAAAGUGGAGAGGCUAAACCAGGAGCUGAACCACAUCCUGGGGGGACAUGAGAACCGCAUCAUUGACGUGGAUGCCCUGUGCAUGGAGAACAGGUACCUUCAAGAGAGACUGAAGCAGCUCCACGAAGAGGUCAACCUCCUGAAAUCGAACAUUGCCAAGUACAAGAAUGCUCUCGAGAGACGGAAGAACUCCAAGACCCAGGGCAAGUCCAACAGCAGUGCACUGACCGGAGUCCUGUCUGCUAAACAAGUUCAGGAUUUGCUCUCUGAGGACCACGGGUGCAGUCUCCCGGCCACUCCGCAGUCCAUUUCUGACCUGAAAUCACUGGCCACAGCCCUGCUGGAGACAAUCCAUGAGAAGAACAUGGUCGUCCAGCACCAGAGGCAAACUAACAAGAUCCUCGGGAACCGGGUCGCUGAACUGGAGAAAAAAUUAAGAACUCUGGAAGUUUCUGGUUUGUGGAGUCUUCCGGGAGGCAAGGACACCAUACUGUUCAGUGACCCCACUCUGCCCGCCAUCCAGAAGUCGAGGUCUCCACUGACGAAACUCACUGAGCAGCCCACCGAGAACUCAGUGAGUCCCAAGGAUGGGGCGGUUCAGAAGCAGGAACAAGAUGAAAGGUGUUUCUCCGCCGAGGUGUUGACAGCGCCUGAGGAUGCUGGGAGGCUCGCUGUCAACCCCCCAGCAAAUCCCAGCCCCAGCCCCGGGAGCCCGCUGGAGCACUUUCAUCCUUCAUUAGCCCAGUUACCUUCCGAGGAAGAAGGAGUAAACAGGCUGCGAAGGGAAAUAAUGAGACUGACAAAGGAACAGGCAGACGCAGAACUGGAAGGGGACUGCAGGGAGGGUCUCAAGAAGGGUCAGCAGGAUGAGCCCGGGCCACCUUUGCAGGGCCUGGCCUCCCUGGGAGCGCACCCCAAAUCCUGCCCAGACACCUCCUCUGAGCCCAGCCAGCCAGCGCCUCAAGAUCUCAGGCCAGAAGAUGCCGCUGGGACCCCAGAGGGUGGAGGCCUGAGAAGUGCCCCGAAAACAUGA